AUGCCUCCUAUACGUGGGAAGAGAGGCCCAGAGCUUGACUGCCUUACUAGGGCCAAGAUCUGCGAAUUACACGCUACAAAUGGCUGGGGUGCAACAACCAUUAAGAAGAUGCGCUUUCCCGAUAUUCCACGCUCAACAAUUCAAUAUACCCUUACCCAAGAGGCAAAGCGUCAAAAACAAGAAAGCCUUCCACGCUUAGGCGCUCCAAGGAAGCUUACUGAAGAGGAUCAGAGGUCGAUUUUAAGUCAAUUUGGCGUCUAA
Molecule: messenger RNA, 261 nt
Organism: Penicillium cinerascens
Lineage: Eukaryota; Fungi; Ascomycota; Eurotiomycetes; Eurotiales; Aspergillaceae
Exons: 3
Coding region: 1-261 (86 amino acids)
Source: RefSeq, a predicted model, not a curated record